AACAAGGCGAGGAAAGAAAGCUUAGGACGGAAGGGUUAGGAUUUGGUGCGGCUAGUCACCAUCCACAGAAUCGAAGAGUUGUUGUUUUUAUGGCUGGACUCGCUGUUCUUUUUUGGUAGCUUUGCUUUGAUCGUGAUCCGGAGGGACUCGGCGUGGCAGAAGGCGGCGCAGUAAAUCCCAUAAAUAAAGCAAAAAGGAAAACGAGAGGGGUGAUAGAUAUCAAAUCGAGGCAUGGAAUCCGCUGCCCGACGCCGGCUGCGGGCCAUCUCCGGCCAUCUUCUCGCCUCUGGCGAUCGGGAUAGGAGUUCUAACCUUAGCACCAACGCAACCGUCGGCGAGUUUGCGCUUGCACAGGGUUACAGUGUUGUUCUUCCUGAGAAAUUGCAAACUGGGAAAUGGAAUGUUUACAGAUCUGCAAGAUCACCACUGAAGCUAGUCUCUAGUUUUCCAGAGCAUCCGGAUAUUGCAACACUGCAUGAUAAUUUUGAACAUGCUGUAGAGACCUUCCGAAAUUACAAGUAUUUGGGGACAAGGAUUCAUAUGGAUGGAACAGUUGGGGAAUACAAGUGGAUGACCUAUGGAGAAAUUGGUUCAUCUCGGACAGCAGUAGGAUCUGGCCUCAUUUAUCAUGGAAUACCUAAGGGUGCAUGCGUAGGACUCUAUUUUAUAAACAGACCAGAGUGGAUCAUUUUUGACCAUGCCUGCUCAGCAUACUCUUAUAUAUCUGUGCCUCUUUAUGAUACACUGGGACCUGAUGCUGUGCAGUAUAUAGUUAAUCAUGCAUCAGUCGAGGCCAUUAUUUGUGUACCCCAAACACUGAGCAAUCUACUUAGCUUCUUAUCUCAGAUGCCAUCUCUUCGUUUGAUAGUGGUUGUUGGUGGAAUAGAUGAGAAGAUGCCCUUGAUUUCUUCAGCGAUUUCAGUGAAGAUUAUUACUUACUCAAAAUUGCUUAGUGAAGGGCAAAGUAAUAUUCAGAGACAUUGCCCACCAAAGCCUGAAGAUGUUGCAACUAUCUGCUAUACCAGUGGUACAACUGGGACACCUAAGGGAGUUGUACUUACUCAUGGAAACUUGAUUUCAAAUGUUGCUGGAUCUAGCUUGACUACUAAGUUCUAUCCUUCAGAUGUGUACAUAUCAUAUCUGCCUUUGGCUCAUAUCUAUGAGCGUGUUAACCAGAUUUUGUUGGCAUAUUAUGGAGUUGCAAUUGGUUUCUAUCAGGGGGAUAAUUUGAAGCUAAUGGAGGAUAUGACAGCUCUUAGGCCUACCAUAUUUGCUAGUGUCCCUCGAUUAUACAACAGAAUCUAUGAUAGUGUGAUGAAUCUGGUGAAGACAUCUGGUGGCCUGCGAGAGAGGUUAUUUAAUGCUGCCUACAAUGCCAAGAUGCAAGCAAUAACAAAUGGAAAGAACCCAUCACCAAUUUGGGAUCGAUUAGUAUUUAACAAAAUCAGAGAAAAGCUUGGAGGCCGUGUCCGAUUCAUGUCUUCAGGUGCCUCUCCAUUGUCAGCAGAUGUUAUGGAUUUUCUACGAGUGUGCUUUGGUGGUCUGGUUGUUGAAGGCUAUGGGAUGACAGAGUCAUCUUGUAUCAUUAGUGUAAUGGAUGCGGGUGACAAUUUAACUGGUCAUGUUGGUUCUCCACACCCUGCUUGUGAGAUCAAGCUUGAAGAUGUUCCUGAAAUGAAUUACACAUCUGACGACCGACCAUAUCCCCGUGGAGAAAUUUGUGUGAGAGGUCCACUCGUGUUUCAAGGUUAUUACAAGGAUGAAGUGCAGACCAAGGAGGUAAUGGAUGAGGAUGGCUGGCUCCACACAGGAGACAUAGGAUUGUGGUUACCCGGAGGACGUUUAAAGAUCAUUGACAGGAAAAAGAACAUUUUUAAGUUGGCGCAAGGUGAGUACAUUGCCCCAGAAAAGAUAGAGAAUGUAUAUGCCAAAUGCAAGUUUGUUUCUCAAAGCUUUGUCUAUGGUGAUAGCUUCAACUCCCAUCUAGUUGCGAUUGUUUCAGUUGAUCAAGAUGUAUUAAUAGCUUGGGCUGCAUCUGAAGGAAUAAAGUAUGAAGAUUUAGCCCAGCUUUGCAGCGACCCACGGACAAGGGCCGCAGUCCUUGCUGAUAUGGAUGAUGUUGGAAAGCAGGCUCAGCUGAGGGGUUUUGAAUUUGUCAAAGCUGUCACUUUAGUCGUGGAGCCUUUUUCUUUAGAAAAUGAUCUACUUACCCCAACAUUCAAGAUAAAGAGACCUCAAGCGAAGGCUUAUUUUGCCAAGGCGAUAGCAGAUAUGUAUGCUGAGUUAGUGUCACAUCAGAAACCAAUAUAAAGUGCAUCAAAAUUACACCAUUUAUUUGGAAGCUGAAACACUUUAACAUCUCUUACAAAACAAGGUUUAUCCUGCUUAAAAACACACGCGUGAUUGAAUAAGUUGCAACGCAAUGCUAUAUUGGUGGCUACAGAUUGCAAGUGGGCUCUGGAUAGGAAAUUGCAUUAUUUUGUCCAAUCCAUCUCAAGUGAAACUUUUUAAGGCGGCGAGAGAUAUUGGGAUGUUAUUUUUUCACUACAAAUAAUCCAGAAGCUUUGUAUCUUGAGUUAUAUUUCUUAAUGAUCAUUGUUAUUUGUUCA
Zingiber officinale is the source of this 2609-nucleotide messenger RNA. Its product is annotated as long chain acyl-CoA synthetase 6, peroxisomal-like. Gene Ontology annotation, cellular component: endoplasmic reticulum; membrane. The record is from RefSeq and is a predicted model, not a curated record. The transcript has 23 exons. Bases 232 to 2310 code for a protein of 692 amino acids. Gene Ontology annotation, biological process: fatty acid metabolic process. Gene Ontology annotation, molecular function: long-chain fatty acid-CoA ligase activity. Lineage: Eukaryota; Viridiplantae; Streptophyta; Magnoliopsida; Zingiberales; Zingiberaceae.